ACGUAUGAUCUUAUAAACCCUCACCACCAUUUCCAAAACCAAUAUCCCAUAGAUUUUCAUUUUUUUUUUCUUUUCUUGUAACACAUGGAUCGAUUUCCGUUCUUGAAUGUCCCAAAAGAUGUUGUGGGUACCUUAAAUGAAUCCCGCAAACUUUUUCUCAAGAACAAGAAGUUGAUGUUCUCUGUUUUGGUAUUUCCUCUCGUGCUCAAUGGUUUAGUUUACUUGUUCACCGUCCUUGCCAUCAAACCUGAGAUAACAAACUUGAUUAAAGAAUCAAAUUUGUUACCCAUGAUGGAUCCAAGCAGCCCGGAAUACAUAGCCCAACUUAUGAGAGUCUUUGCGGAUUUUCGCCAAUUUGUGGUUUCUUCAUACUUCUUUUCAACAGUCUCCUUUGUCAUCAAACUUUUAUCGGUUCUAGUCAUCGUCCAUGCUUCAGCUCUUACUCAUAAAGAAGAGAACGUGAAGCUCAGAGACUUUCCGGUUCUCACCCUUAAAUCUUGGAAGGGGCCUCUUUUGACCUAUUUCUACAUUUGCCUCUUCAGUCUUGGCUAUUGGUUUCUUUUCUUUAUAAUCCUUUUCCCUCUCCUUUUGUUAUCUUCAAAUUUUGGUUCCUUGGCAACCAAGUCGUGGUCCUUGUUUGUUCUGUUUGUAUUGUUCGAGUCCUAUCUAGCUAUCGUUUGGUACCUAUCUUUGGUCAUAUCGAUACUCGAGGAAACUUAUGGAUUCCAAGCUUUGGGGAAAGCUGCAAAGAUUGUUAAAGGGAUGAAGCCACAACUAUUCCUCUUGAAUAUUUUCUUCGGUUUAUUGUGCUUCGGUUUAGCUCAGGUCGUGAGGCUGGUCGAUUUGAGAUGGUCGUUUGCGGUUACCUUAACCACCGGUUUGGUACUUGUGGGAUCAAUCUUUGCGGUGAGGAUGUUUCAACUUGUGACUUACACCGUUGCAUAUUUCCAGUGUAAGAGCCUCCGUGGCCAAGACAUUGAGUCGCUGAGGGAUGUUGAAUAUACGAAAUUACCGUCCACAUCUCUUAGUGGAGCAUUGCCUUGAAAUAUUUAAAGAGAAGACGGGCAUAAUAUGGUAUAAUCUCAUGAAUGGAAUAUAAGAGAGUUAUCAGCUACGUAAAAAGACCUUUACCAGAUUAAUUAAAAGAAGUCGAAUAUAUCUCUCCCA
Messenger RNA from Raphanus sativus (radish), 1167 nucleotides. RefSeq lists its product as uncharacterized. The transcript has a single exon. Lineage: Eukaryota; Viridiplantae; Streptophyta; Magnoliopsida; Brassicales; Brassicaceae. The coding region runs from base 85 to 1044 and encodes 319 amino acids. The record is from RefSeq and is a predicted model, not a curated record.